Dryobates pubescens (Downy woodpecker) is the source of this 1376-nucleotide messenger RNA. RefSeq names its product GATA zinc finger domain containing 1 (gene GATAD1). Bases 172 to 924 code for a protein of 250 amino acids. The transcript is spliced from 7 exons. Gene Ontology annotation, cellular component: nucleus. Gene Ontology annotation, molecular function: sequence-specific DNA binding; zinc ion binding. Gene Ontology annotation, biological process: chromatin organization; regulation of DNA-templated transcription. Lineage: Eukaryota; Metazoa; Chordata; Aves; Piciformes; Picidae. The record is from RefSeq and is a predicted model, not a curated record.
AGGGCAGUCUCGGCCGCCCCGCUCCUCGCGCCUCGCCUCUCUCGCCUCACCGCAGCGACAUCCGCCGCCGGCGGGAAGGGGCCGGGGCCGGCGCCGGGCCCGCUGUUGGCGCCGCUUCUCCUUUCCCGUUUCUGUCAGCCCGGGGCCGCGGGCCCCGCCGCCGGCCGCACGAUGCCGCUGGGACUGAAGCCCACCUGCAGCGUGUGCCGCAGCACGUCCUCGUCCAUGUGGAAGAAGGGCGGGCAGGGAGAGAUCCUGUGCAACAACUGCACAGCCCGCUCCGCGCCGCCCGGGCCCGCCUCCUUCGCCACCACCUCGGCCGCCGCCCAGCACAGCAACGGGGGAGGUGGCGGCGGCAAGCAGAGCAAGCAGGAGAUCCACCGGCGGUCAGCGCGGCUGAGGAACACCAAGUACAAGUCGGCGCCCGCCGCGGAGAAGAAGGUUUCCACGAAGGGCAAGGGGAGGAGGCACAUCUUCAAGCUGAAAAACCCCAUCAAGGCUCCUGAGUCUGUCUCCACAAUAAUUACAGCAGAAUCAAUCUUUUAUAAGGGUGUGUACUAUCAGAUUGGAGAUGUUGUUUCGGUGGUUGAUGAGCAGGAUGGCAAAACCUACUAUGCUCAGAUCCGUGGCUUCAUCCAGGACCAGUACUGUGAAAAGAGUGCUGCACUCACCUGGCUCAUUCCCACACAAGCCAGCCCCAAGGAUUGCUUUGACCCAGCUUCCUAUAUCAUUGGACCAGAAGAAGAUCUCCCAAGGAAAAUGGAAUAUUUAGAGUUUGUUUGCCAUGCCCCUUCGGAAUACUUCAAAUCUCGCUCGUCUCCCUUCCCUACCGUUCCCACACGACCAGAGAAGGGCUACAUCUGGACUCACGUGGGCCCUACUCCUGCCAUUUCCAUUAAGGAAACUGUUACAAAUAAUUUAUGAUUUUUUAAAGGAAUGCUUUGGACAAACUCCUGUGGGUGGAUUCUCAGUCUUUGCAGUUAAUAAAACCCCAAACAACUCCAGUAAUUAAAUGAAAGCCCCCUUUGCUGAGGGAAGUGAGAAGACCUUUGUUGGAUGAACCCACAGAUCAGUCCAGUUUCUGUAUGUCAAGGGAUGAAUGAACUCAACACACCUGAGCUGGGUCACUGGUGCGGUUCCUGCAGGUGCUCUGCUUGCUGCUCCUGGUGAUUCUCCAGGGAAUCCUCUUGAGACGCUGUUCUGAGCACUGCAGGUUGGGAUGAGGCCACAUCACUCUGUGUCACACUGGUAAAGUCAUGAGUGAUGGAGUUUGGUCCAGACAAACACAAAGAGCUCUGAAUAAACCACAAAAACAAACAGAUCAGCUUCUUAUGGAGACAGAGGAGCAACUCCACCAGGAAGAUUUCAUCUACAGG